AUGCAAACACCAAAUGGAGAGUAUUUUAUGAAUGAUCCGAGCAUGUUGGCGUAUAUGCAACAAGCAGCGCUUCUCCAAUAUCCUUCGAAAAAUAUGUUCUCUCAUGGUUUGUUCGAAAAAUUUUAGGACAUUUUUGAACUUUUGAUUUUGUUUUCAGCCGCGCAACUCCAACAACUUCUCAUGGCACCCCAAUCUUUGCCAGCUACACAACAACAACAAUUGAGAAUUGCGGCGGCGAUGCCAGAUUUCGAAAAAUCGAUGAAUGAUACAAUUGUGACUGGAUCGGCUAAUUAUCGCGCUAGUCUCAAAAAUUCUACAUCUUCUAUCAGCGAGGUAAGAAUUCUGAUCAAGUGAAGAUAUUCGAAUACAAGUUUCUUUUCAGAAAUCGCAACAAUUUACGCGGAGAAAUUCGCCAACCUGGGAAACUCUCACUGACGACGAGCGCGAUUUAGUUCAACGUCAAAAGAGAAAAGAGGAAGCCUUCAAGACAGCUCUUUGUGAAGCGCAUAAAAAGACUGGCGUUUGUCCAUAUGGAAAUGGUUGUCGAUUUGCGCACGGUGAAAACGAACUUCGAAUGCCAUCACAACCUCGCGGAAAAGCUCAUCCGAAAUAUAAAACACAAUUGUGUGAUAAAUAUUCGACUUUCGGUCAUUGUCCAUAUGGUUCAAGAUGUCAAUUCAUUCACAAACUCAAAAAAGGUCUACCAUUGCUCGAAUAUAAUCGUGCUCUUGCUCAAGGCGCAAUUUCUCCAGCUCGUUCUGAUGAAGUGACGAAUCAAGAUGACUCUGAUCAAAGUAUCAAAGCUUUGACUCAUGUUAUUCAACGUGGCAAACGAUCUAGUCACGAUUUAUCAGAUGAUGGAGGAAAUUCUUGCCGUCGUGUAUUGUUAAAUUCCGAAGAGGUCACGAAACAAGAAAAAGUUAUCUAUCCACCAAUGCAAGUUAUCAAUAUCGAAAUGGCUACUGGACGGGUUUCCAAAAAAUAUCGUCCAUCAAAAAUCUUUGAAUCUUCUCAAUCCGAUUAUGAAACCGUCGUAAUUGAUGGAAAUCUGUUUGAUCCGGAAAACAGUCGAACAUUCAGCACAUUGGCUCGCGCUGCUCGUGAUGAAAAUUCCAAGAAAAUUGGCAAAAAGAAUGUUCCGAUGAGAAAGGUGAGGAAAUUUUUCAAAAAUGAAAAAUUACCCCUGUAAAAUUAUAUUUUUGCAGGAACUCUCACUGAUUAGCGAAGAAGAAUCAAUGACCGAAACAAGGCACACAAUUUCCACAAAAGUUGAAGAACCACAAAACAACGAAAACGCGCCGUGGUAUGAGAAAAUUUUCGGAAAGAAGAUGACUGUUAUUCGAGAAGAAUCGGUGUAUGAGGACUCAACUCUUCAGGUAAAUAUUUUUGAGUUCAAAUUGUUCAUCAAAAGUUCGUUUUCUCUUUCUAGCAUGAAAUGACUGGAAGCCGUGAAUAUAGCGAAUCCGAAACUCGCCACAAUUGA
Molecule: messenger RNA, 1483 nt
Organism: Caenorhabditis angaria
Lineage: Eukaryota; Metazoa; Nematoda; Chromadorea; Rhabditida; Rhabditidae
Source: the annotation of a GenBank genome assembly